AUGCACGAGGAAUGGUGGCAUAAAAUUCAAGCAAAAGGAGGCAUUGAUGUGAAGUUGGUAAUAAUGAAACAGAAGUUUGCCACUGAUUUGAAUACUCACCACGAUCGUUUCUCAAUCCCCUUUAAGCAGAUAAGAGAUUUCAGUUUUCUUAUAGAGGAUGAGAAGAGAAAGUUAAAGGAGCCCAAGGAGAAAAUACCAGUUACACUCAUGGAACUUUGUGGUUCUGAGUCUGAGAUGUGGCUAAGGCAAUGGAAUUUGAAAAGUAGCAGUACCUAUGUGUUGACAUCUAGUUGGAAGAAAGUCUUGGAAAGGAAUCAUCGAGGAUCAUCGGGAAGUUCAAACAAAAUGACAUAG
Messenger RNA from Hevea brasiliensis (rubber tree), 354 nucleotides. RefSeq names its product putative B3 domain-containing protein At2g27410. The transcript has a single exon. NCBI's taxonomy places the organism in Eukaryota, Viridiplantae, Streptophyta, Magnoliopsida, Malpighiales, Euphorbiaceae. Gene Ontology annotation, molecular function: DNA binding. The coding region runs from base 1 to 354 and encodes 117 amino acids. The record is from RefSeq and is a predicted model, not a curated record.